Messenger RNA from Schistosoma curassoni, 2619 nucleotides. The record is from the annotation of a GenBank genome assembly. Lineage: Eukaryota; Metazoa; Platyhelminthes; Trematoda; Strigeidida; Schistosomatidae.
GUUGAACGAUGACCCAAAGAAGUACGAGGAACAGAUUUUGUUACACAGUUUUCGAAACCAGUUGCGCUACACCGGAAAUAUAGUACAAUUGGUAUGCAAAGUGUUUAGAUAAUCUCAACUUAAGGUCAUAAAACGUGAAAAAAAAUACUACGAGAAACUUGUUGAUUAUGGAAGACAACAUUAUCUCCUAUAUCCUUACCACUUACAAGACAAAAUAGUCCGUGGUUUGCAAAUUACGCAGUUUGUCUACUACCGUCGCAUGAUAAUUGACCUGAUUUCGACUGAAAAGUCAUAUGACUGUCUUCCAAAUUUUACUGCUGCAGAUUGCUUACGUUUGUUGGGAAUUGGCAGAAAUCAGUAUAUUGAGCUUGUUAACACUUACAAGAGUUUCCUGUCGUCAAUAGGUCCUGACGAAAAUGAAAUUCAGGGGCUUCUUUGUGACAUUCUGCCGUCACAGCCAAUCGAUAAAGUCAUAUUUGAACCUUGGUAUGUAGUUCGUAUUGGGUCAGUUAUGUUAUCUGACAUACAAGCAUCUACGGAUUCCGAGCGCAUAACGAUCGACCAGCUUAUAGAUGCUGAAAAAGCAGAUGACUUGGAGGAAUCCAACGAAGUCGGUCCCGGAAUUCUGGUUAAAGAUCUUGAUCAAAAUAUCAUCAAAGGACUUUACCUUCGUGGUUUGGUUUACAUUGAUAUUCCAGUGUCUUGUGACGACAAGAUAUGUGUCCCUACACUUGAGGGCUUCGUAAUGAAUCGUAUCAGUGGAGAUAUUAGAGAAAAUCUUUUAUACAAGAUUUUUGUCACUGCUGAUGAGAAUACAUCAGUUAGUGAACUAGCUGAGUGUCUGCAGGUAGAUGUGAAUUCAGUAAAACAAGCUGCUUCUAUAUUUUGUCGGUUGGGGUUCGCUCAAAAACGGAUUGGACGUCUGGAGAGUCGAACACAGCCUUUUCAAAUUCCAAUAUCCAUUGAGGAGUCUGAUACGCUGCUACACACGGAAAACUCAGUUGUCGACGCAAACUUAGAUUCCUUUCCAUCUGUAGAUGACCACCCUCAGCAGAAAAAAAAGUUGGUUCUGAUAUUUGAUUCGACCAUCACAGCUUAUCUCAUGAUGGGCAAUUUAUCACCCAACUUAAAGCCUCAUGCAGUUACAAUGUUUGAAGUCGGGAAAUUAUCAGAUGAUUCAUUGAAUUCUUUCAUAUUUGAAUUAAACCAUCUUGCUCCUGUUUCAGAAGGUGAAGCCGGAGUUUAUCGCGAGUAUGCUCUGAAUUUAAGAAAAACAAUCCACUUUUUGCGUAGUCAGGCUUCAUUAGACUCAACGGACUUUUGUGAUGUGGAUUUAAUUAGAGGUGGUUCGUUGUUAAGUUUAGAGGCUGAAACACGCAUACGAGUUUUGCGCAAAAACUAUAACGUAGUUGUGAGCCUUAUUCCCUCAACAUAUGAAGACCAGCAAGCUUCUGAUUCCCAAUGGCCACCACAUUUAGGACCACCUAUAUCAGAAGCUAAUUCUCCGUGGUUCGGUCUUUUUAUUUCUUGUAUCGCAAGCAAUACAAUUCAAAGAAAACAGAAUCCCAGUGUUAAUGUAUUGCCUACUCUUUUGAUAACAUGUGGUACUAGAAUAUCUAGACUUCCAUUACCUUUACGAGGAAUUUCACGCUUCUGGCUUACUGCAUGGGGUCAUGAUGCUGUAGUGGUAGACUCAACUAAUUUUUUAACCACAGCAAACGAUAUGCUUCUAUCAUCACCUGUACUUAUCCAAGCUAUCGAAAGUUAUGAAUUUGAAGAAAAUUUAUCCCAGAGGUACAUACCUUUACCUAUUUCCAAGGAAUUCCUACAACAUUCAUCCAAUUGUGUACCAGAAUUCAUAAUACAUCUUAUGAACGUUAUCGAUUUAACCUAUGUCUCUGGAUAUAUCAUAGUACUAGCUCCAAUGAACAAGUGUGAACACGACCAAGAUCUGAAUAAACUAGCUUCAGAAGACCAAAACAUUCUAUUAACUAGCACAGACUCCAUUUUACAACGCGAUCAACAAAAAAGUGAAUACAAUUGUUCUAGGAAAGCUGUUUUAGUGGAAAAUGAAUUGCUCACUAUUAUGAAAGAGCAUAAACCAAUCUAUUUCAUUACUUUACGUCUAGGUUUGCCCAUUUUUAACAUGGAAUUAAAUCACGCAGUUUGUACUCAAAUAUCUAAUCAGAAUUUACUAUCCACUAAUAACCGCAAUCAUCUUGAAGCUACUAAUCAUCUACUUGUUGAAGAAUUUACAAAAUUUAUUUUUAAUGACUGUUCAGGUUUGUUACCUAACCAAAACCAAUGUAGUUAUUCAACCCUUGUUACCAGUUCUGGUGGUAAUUUUCCUGAUACCUGGCCCCUUCCUACAAAAAAUAUGAUGUGCGCUAAUGGUAUUUUGUCAUUUUUUUAGUCUUUUUCGCCACACCUAAUAAUAUUUAAUCUGCAAUUAUUUUUGGUUGUAACGCGUACAUAUCUAUUUCGGUCAAAUGAUUUAAUCGUUUGAUGAACACUCAUUUUAAGUUUUUUUGCGUGGAUUAUCUGUUAUUCAGGUAUCACUUAGGUUUUGUCUUUUUCUAUUUUUAAUUUCUACCCGUUCUUUCGUAUUUUUUAUUUCAC